GAAACGGCUUUCACCUAGUCAUGAGUUCAGCCGAGCCUCGCACAUUUCUUCAAUUUCCAGUGAUGACAUGACAAAGCGCAAGGAAAUAUCAGACCGAAUUGGUCCUAACACAGAAUAUUCACUGCCAGGAGCAAAACGCAAGCGUGAUGGCGACGAGGACUCAACAGCAGAAAGUCCGACUUCAAGUCAACCGAGCAGCUCGAAAUCCAAACGGGGAGGAAAGGGAGGAAAAUCACGGCCGACCCUUCAGAAAGAAGCCAGCAGUGCAGUAGUACCCUGCGCUGUGGAAUGGCCAGAAGAGUUUAAGCAGGUUGAACGAACGCAUCGAGCUCUCAAUCUUGUCUACACCUUUUGCACCACUCGAAAACAUCUCGCCACAACAUUUGACACUAUAAAAUCUGCCGUUGAAGCCCAUAUCAAGCGGGAACUAUUGGUCGAUGAGAUUGCUUCCAUGGUGGCGAUUCGUCCUGAGGGUCUUUUCUUUGCAUAUGUCGACGAGAAUAUGCUGCAACUUGAUGUCAAAGGCACUGAAAGGGACGAGGUCUUCCGAACUGGCAAAUCAUUCAGGUCUCAGGCUCCUGCGCAUGAUGCUUCAGUGGGCGGGUACACUGGCAUGGACAGCCUUGACAAACAACAUGAUCGGGAUCUUGAACCUGCAGGACGAGAAGUCCUUUUUCUCGAAUUCAUCGAUGGCGAUCUGAAGAGACAAGUCCCAGGCAAGGCUGGCGAGCCAACGAAGCCGAACCGAAAAUUGAGAGACGAGCAGCUGAGAAUGCCUGUUUUCAGCCAAAAACAGAUGACCAAUCUGAUCGAGAGGCGUAACCAAAAAUUCACCAAUGCUAUUAAUGCCUUCCUCAACAAAUGCUCCGAAGAUGGGAUUGAUCCACUUGAAACUCUCAAAGAACAAACAAAGGCAUACUUCCCGACCCUUUCUGCCCAAGAAGAGUUUGCCCCGGAGAAGGCAGCCGAUUCGAUACCAGAAAGCAUACCAAAGGAACGAAAGACCGUGCCAGAAAUCGUACAGGAGCUCAAGGAGAGCCCCUGGUAUACUGGGCAGAUUGUCCCUGAUGGACAUCGAGUAUUUGAGAAGCAGGAGGCUGUGUAUGGGGACCUCAACUUUCUUUUGAGCCAGGAUUUGGUCAACGCUCUAUACAACGCCAAGGGAAUCACACAGUUCUAUGCGCAUCAGUCAGAGGCUCUCAACAGUCUCCACGAUGGCAAGCACGUUGUAGUGUCAACAUCGACAAGCUCUGGCAAGAGUUUGAUCUACCAACUCCCGGUCAUUCGUGCCCUCGAAGAGGACUACAACUCCAGAGCAAUGUACAUCUUUCCCACAAAAGCCUUGGCACAGGAUCAGAAGAGGAGCUUGAAAGAGAUGAUGAGUUAUAUGCCUGGUCUUGAAGAGACUAUGGUGGAGACUUUUGAUGGGGAUACUCCAAUGACUGAGCGCAAUGGGAUUCGAGAGCAAGCAAGAAUCAUUUUUACUAAUCCAGAUAUGCUUCACAUUACCAUAUUACCCCAAGAAGAGCGAUGGAGAUCUUACCUGAAGAACUUGAAAUACGUCGUUGUGGAUGAGUUGCACUAUUAUAAUGGUCAAAUGGGUUCUCACAUGUCCUUCAUCAUGCGAAGACUGAGGCGAAUAUGUGCCGCCGUGGGAAACCGGCGCGUCAAAUUUAUAUCGUGUUCUGCUACAGUUGCGAACCCAGAGCAACACUUCAAAACCAUAUUCGGCAUAGAAAACGUCCAGCUGAUAGAUUACGAUGGAUCUCCAUCAGGACGGAAGGAGUUUCUGUGCUGGAACACUCCGUAUAAAGACCCUGGCGAUCCUGCAUCUGGCCGUGGCAGCACCAAGUUUGAAUGCGCACGCCUGUUUUGUGCCCUGAUGCUAAGAGGUGUAAGGAUCAUUGCAUUUUGCAGAGUUCGGGCGCAAUGCGAGCUGCUCGUGAGCACUAUCAAGCAGGAGCUCGAGAACCUGGGGCGGCCAGAAUGUACCAAUCUGGUGAUGGGAUAUCGUGGCGGCUAUACAGCACAAGAUCGCCGCAGGAUCGAGACUGAAAUGUUUCAAGGUCAACUGCUCGGAAUUGUUGCAACCACUGCGUUAGAGCUCGGUAUUGACAUAGGCUCCCUUGAUUGUGUCAUGACGUGGGGAUUCCCUUAUACGAUUGCCAACCUGCGACAGCAGAGUGGCCGUGCUGGCCGUCGCAACAAGGAUUCACUUUCGAUACUCGUUGGUGACGGAUUUGCUACAGACCAGCAUUACAUGCAGAAUCCAGACGAGCUAUUCACAAAGCCCAAUUGCGAGUUGCAGGUUGAUCUGGAGAACAUGCUUGUGCGUGAAGGGCACAUUCAAUGCGCGGCAUAUGAAAUGCCAAUACGCCCAAAGGAUGAUGCAAAAUACUUUGGCAAAGACUUACCGAAGAUUUGCAUGGAGCGCUUAAUAAAAGAUGACAUGGGCUUUUAUCAUUGCCAUGAUAGAUUUCGCCCUGUCCCUGCAAAGUAUGUAGCUAUACGAGACACGGAAGACGACCACUUUGCUAUCAUAGAUAUCACCAACGGCCGGAAUGUUGUCCUGGAGGAGCUGGAGGCCUCCAGAGCAACUUUUACACUUUACGAUGGAGCCAUUUUUCUUCACCAGGGUGAUCCCUACCUUGUACGAGACUUCCAGCCUGACAAAGGAAUGGCCAGGGUGGAAAGGGUCAAGGUUGAGUGGACAACUAUUCAGCGUGAUUAUACUGAUAUCGAUCCUACGGAGACAGAGGCCAUCAGAACAAUCUCGAAUUCUCGGUCGCAUGCUUACUAUGGAACAAUCAAGAUCCAGCAAAACGUGUUUGGAUUCUUCAAGGUCGACAAGAAAAACCGAGUGUUGGAUGCGGUACAGGUGGACAAUCCACCAGUCAUACGUUUCAGUAAGGGAAUGUGGCUCGAUGUGCCUAAGAAGGCGAUGAGCAUUCUCCAAGAGAGACGGCUUCAUAUUGCCGCCGCGAUUCACGCAGCAGAGCAUGCCAUUAUGAGUCUACUGCCAGCUUUUGUUAUCAGCAUGCCUGGCGAUGUACGAACAGAGUGCAAGACGGCAGUGAAAGAGUUCGCAAAACAGGAAUCACAGCGGAAGCGACCAGCACGGUUAACAUUCUACGAUGCCAAAGGCGGUGCAGGAGGCUCAGGUAUCAGCACGAAAGCAUUUGACCAUGUCGACCAGCUGCUACGGGAUGCGUUGAAGCGGGUCGAAGACUGUCACUGUGAGCGAGGUUGUGUUGAAUGUGUGGCAUCAGAGUUGUGCAAGCAAGCGAACGAAGUGAUGAGCAAAGCGGGCAGUCAAGUGAUCCUCAAGACUCUGUUGAACGUCGAGAUUGAUAUGGAGUCACUGCCGAUGGGUCCAGAGUUGAACAUUCCCAUAGGUACUGAAACAGUUGUUCUGGCAGAACCUGUUCCGUACCGGGCCAAAGAGGCAGCCUUCGAGAACCGUAACAUCGGCGAUACCAACGAAUAAAGAACAACACGAGGUCUAAGUUUACAUGCCGCUAUCACUGUCAUUUUGUUAAUUAGUUCGAUUAUGACCGACUUGGCAAAGGAUUCACUUGCGUCCCCCCCCCCCAGUAUAUAUACCUACCUUCGUUCCAAGCAACGAAUCCAGAUCUCCAGUCUCUCUUAUAUACGGUCUACGCUCAAACUUCGUCUUCUUUUCGACUCUUUAAGCCAUUUUGGAUUCCUUUAUCCCUCAGGGCGUACUUCUGCUGUCGAAUCCCAAAAUUGUUUUCGCCCUAGUUGAAAUCACGAUGCCCUUCUUUCAUGGCAAAAUAUUCCCUCCAUCAAACUAUGGAUAUCGACUAUGCAGCAAUACAUGCUUCAGCUUGCAGGGUCGCUAGGAUGGUUAUAACUCAACUGAAUGGUGGACGAGCCGAGGGAAGCCCUGUCUAAUGUUGUCGAAUACUUGACGCCACGUCCCGGGAUAUGUACAAUUUAUCUUGUCUGACUCUAGUAGCAGUCCUAUUGUUAUCAUAAGCGUAUAGGGUUCUUCGAUUCUUUCCUCUACUGCAUUGCCUGCUCAAAUAUGAUGAUAUGCACCAACGGUGCCGGAAAUUGCCCAGGUUGACAGUGUUAGCUGCACAAGCAGACCGAGGCCGCCAGCUCUGGCACUUGUGAUAUCAGAAUAUCACACAGGAACUAGCAAAAGAGGAUUUGCAUAGUGGCUUGCAAAUUCAACAUGAAGCCUCCUUUGGGCGUCGAAUCGGAAUGGGAGUGUCGGUAGACGGGAAACCGGCACAGGGAAUCACAGAGUUGAUGCCCCUGUCUGGCUGAUGAACAAGCUUUUUCCAAGUCUAGCGUCUAGGGUGUGAUUUGGUGUUGCUGAGGUGGCCUGUAUGGGGUAAGAUGGCUUGGGUCUAGACCUCGGAAGGGUAAAGUGUGAAGGAUAUGAAAUAAGGAUAAAAACAAGAAUAAUUUGAAUCGCACUAGUUAGUUACGUAGGUCACCACUGUUGGUAUGACGAGUAGAGCCAGAUAUAGGAGGAUGAGUGAGAGUGCGAUAAGACUGCUUUUUAUGGUAAGAGAAAUGCCAGCAAUCAGCAAUGGAGCACCUAGCUCUGCUCUGUACAAUGAUGUCGUCUGGACAGCGGCUAGAGCGUCAGUGACGUAGCUGGACUAGGGUGAGAUUCAAGGCACUGCCAAGCAAUGUCCCCCCG
Fusarium odoratissimum NRRL 54006 is the source of this 4678-nucleotide messenger RNA. RefSeq names its product DEAD/DEAH box helicase. Gene Ontology annotation, molecular function: ATP binding; nucleic acid binding. Bases 68 to 3487 code for a protein of 1139 amino acids. The record is from RefSeq and is a predicted model, not a curated record. NCBI's taxonomy places the organism in Eukaryota, Fungi, Ascomycota, Sordariomycetes, Hypocreales, Nectriaceae. The transcript has 2 exons.